UAGCGCUAUCUAUAGAUGGCACAAUCAUUUGAGAUACCAAAAAAACUAGAAUACUUUCAGUUUAGGCGGGAAUAUAGUGGUUACAAAUUUAAAUAUAGCAUUUAUAACUUAGGGAUGUGAUAUUUAAUGUCAAACAUUCCUAUAAUGAUUCUCAAUGCUCAAGUGGUAUAGAUGUUACAUAAAAAAUGGUUAUAAAAUAUCUAUAUUUAACCUUUUUCAUACGUAAAAAAAUUUCUUAAGGUUAUUUCUUCAAAAAGUAAAAAAAUAAAAGAAGCUCCAUUUUUAUAAGAAAAAGUGCAAGUACCCUACAGAGAGGGGACGGAAGAAAUACUCCAGACAUAAUUUUCAGGUCACUGUUAAGCUGAAUCUCAUUAGAGCCCAAACAUGGCUAAAGGAGAGAUUCCUGAUGACACAACUGCCAAAAACUCUGGAACAAAUAAGCACACAUUAUUUGUCUAUGUAUUGUAUUUUCAUAUAGUGAUUUUGUAUUUUAUGAUAUAUUCAUUAUUCUCUGAGCUCCACCAUGCUAAACAAACCAUCCAUGAGUUUAAUGUGAAUUUUAUUAAUUUAACUGCGAAAGAAGUUCAACUUCAAAUGAAGUUUCUUCAAGAUUUCACACACCAAGUAUGUCCAAAUAGUGUCAGCAGUAAGAGAGACAAAAGGGAGGCUGUAUUUGGCAACAGAUCUAGGUUUGAUGCAGCUACUUUUUCAAGAAAAUCUCAGUUACCAUCAAAUGCUGAUGGACAAGAUCAUGGACCCUAUGGCAAUGGAGAUUCUGAAAGAAAAAAACACGGUGAAAGAAGAGGUAAAAAAAACAAGAAAAAAAAUAGGAGGAAGCGUGGCCACGGAUUCUCUCCACGAGCCUCACAUUUUAUUGGUGCUCUUCCGGAACCAUUGAUAAGGGAUGGAGGGCUUCUUGCUCCUUGGCUGGUAGAAAAUGAAUCCAUAAAAGAUUUUGGAUUAGUUACUAAUGUUCCUUCAACUAGUAGAGAUUCUAUAGAAAUAGUCGAAACCGGGCUUUACUUUAUUUAUGCUCAGCAGGUGUACUACAUGACCUCUGCUGAAAAAUCAAAGGCCCACAACAGCUUCUUGAUUAUAUUGAAGCCCAGCUCAGGACCGGAGAAACAACUGGCCCACUGUGCAACCCUAGGAGAUGCCAAUUUAGGUGGCGAAGCGAGCUGCUAUACCGGCGUCGCUCACACUUUGCUCGCUGGUGAUCUAAUCUACAUCAAGCAGAGGGAGCGUGAUAGGCAUAUCAUUAUGAGGCCAGGCCAUACCUUCCUAGGCCUCGUUUUGUUGAAUAAGAGAGCUAACUAAGUUUCUUUUACUUUAUGGUAUUAAUUGUUCUUAGAUUAAAUCUUGUAGGUUAUGAAGUCAUAUUCGUGAGACUUUAUAAUUUGUUUUCAAAGGAAUGUUUGUUGUAUAAAAAUAGUAAUAAAAUUUAAUGUUAGCGUUUUUAUUACCAAUAUAUUUUUAUAAUAUAGAGUUGAUUAUGUGCUUAUUUACCAAAUGUGAGUUUUUAAUACCUCAUGCUCUCAUUGCAUUUUUAUAAAAUUGUGAUAACUAUUCUGUCUCCAACAAUAUGUUGUGAACUUUUUUUUUUACUGUAUAAAAUUAAAAAAUGUGUAUAGUGGAUUUAAAAUUUUUAUAUUUUCAAAAGGCCAGUCAUAUUUAAAAAAACUGUUAAUUAUCCUAUUGACUUCCACUAUUAUUGAAUAAGUUCUUUUGAGCCUUUUAUAUAUGAUCCCUUUCGUUAACUUUAAUCUUUGUUUUGGUAUAACCAAUUUUCAACAUAAUGUGUUAAUUUUGUUAAGACUUGAUAUUCCUGUGAUAAACCUUAUGCUACUGGUAUGAAAAUAGAAGUUAAUAUCUCACUUGUAUUCAAUGAUAUUUCUUUAGUGCCAUCUAGAUUAAAUUUUAAACGACUGGACCACUUUUGUUAUAUCUAAUUGUAGGAUAUAUAUUUUUAUUAUUAAAAUUGGUUUAUAUAUCUUAAAUAUGUAUACGAAAAUAAUGUAAAGACAUACUUUAAUGUUAUUACAGAAAAUCUCUUAUUUUUGAAAUGCUUAAAAAAAAAAAAGUUUCGAAUAAAAAAGUAAUAAUCUAAUCAAGGGGAUGUUUAUUUUUAAUUUCUUGAUUAAUUAUAAAAUUACUUUAUUUUAUUUUUCUACUUAGAUGUAAAUACUAUCUUAUAAGGAUUUAAUAAAUAGUUUUUCAUUGUUUACUUGAUAAAAUUUUCCAAAAGUAAAUUUCGAAGGUUUUUAAAAACGUUAGAAAAAUAUUUUUCUUAAUUAUUAUUUGUUUUUAUUUUAACUAAUAAAAUAUAAAAUUUAGUGUUACCAUUUUUAUUUUGGUUUAUCAUUAAUACGAACAAUUUUUUUUUCAUAUAUAUUCUAUUUACAAUUAUUAUUUACUUGUUCUCUUAAAAGCAAAUCAUUUGCAUAUAUUUUAUUAAAUUUUUGUUAACUUUAUAUUGGUGUUAUAAAUUUUUGAAUUGUCUUAUUUUUAAUAUAUCUUUCACGAUUCCGAGCCAUUAAUUGUAUGUGUUUGACUUUCUUCUUUUUUUUAAUGCCCUUAACCAUAUUCUAAAAUUGUUAAGUUUAUUGUAGCUUUUAAAUUCUUUAUAGAUGCUGUUUUAAAAGUUAUAUUUCAAAAUUAUGUUCCUUAACUGAUUAAUUCACUAAUAAAAUAGAAUUUAGAUUGGCUGUGUUAUUAAUGGCUGUAUAAUAACUUAGGUCUCUUUAGCUGUUGUUCAUUUUGAGCAUUACAUCAUUUUUUUGUGGCGUUUUGAAAGGUUAACGAUUAACUAAAUGUAGACAUAUUAUUUCUUAAUAUGUUUUUAGUUGGUAUCUAAUUGUGUAAUAUAUUAAGAUGAUAGUUUUUCAUUAUUUUUUCUAUUGUAAAUGAAUGUUAAAUGUUAUUGUUUAAUGUUGUUUUUACAGUUAUUGUUUAAUAAGUUGUAUUAAACAAUCUUAUAAAGCAAUUUUAAUUAAUUAGUGUUUUAAUAUUAUACCUUCUCAUAUUAGAUGUAAAUCUGGAGAUUUGUAUUUUAG
Messenger RNA from Nezara viridula (southern green stink bug), 3053 nucleotides. The record is from the annotation of a GenBank genome assembly. NCBI's taxonomy places the organism in Eukaryota, Metazoa, Arthropoda, Insecta, Hemiptera, Pentatomidae.